This is a messenger RNA of Psylliodes chrysocephalus, 1035 nucleotides long. Lineage: Eukaryota; Metazoa; Arthropoda; Insecta; Coleoptera; Chrysomelidae. The record is from the annotation of a GenBank genome assembly.
UGACAAUUAUGACAUGUUUUUAUUAUGAUGUAAAAUUCAACAUUUUAAUUUCAUUAUCAAAUGGAUUAGCUAAUUUUUAAAUAGGCUUUAAAAACAUAUCGAAACUUUAAAUUAAUUUUUAUUUUAAGUAAGUAAUGAUUUAUUCUAAUUAAAAAUAUGGAUUCUGUACCAGAAAACGGUGUGCAGCAAGUGGCAGUUGUUAGCCACAGUCAAACGAAAAAAUUCGAAAAAGUAUUUAAAAUUAUCGUCAUUGGAGAUUCCUGUGUAGGUAAAACAACGUUAACCUACAGAUUUUGCGAAGGAAAAUUCCUGGAACUGUCUGAAGCUACUAUAGGAGUUGAUUUCCGCAGCAGAGUAGUCAAUAUCGAUGGAGACGAAAUAGUUUUGCAAUUAUGGGACACAGCAGGUCAAGAGCGAUAUCGAAUGUCAAUGGUACGUCAUUAUUACAAAAAUGCUCAUGCCGUCGUCUUUGUUUAUGAUGUAACGAGUGCACCGUCAUUUGAUUCUUUAAAAAAAUGGAUAGAAGAAUGCAACACAAACUGCCUUCACGAUGUACCAAAAAUUUUAGUCGGCAACAAAUGCGAUGGCGUUGCAGCUGUAACAACAAACGUUGCUCAAAGGUUUGCCGAUCAGUAUAAUAUGCCGUUAUUCGAGACUUCGGCGAGAUUAGACUCGCAAUGUGAUAAUGUAGAGGCAAUUUUUUUAACUUUAGCCCAUAAGUUGAAAAACCGUAAACAAUUUAUCCCCAUGACCCAGACUGCCUUGAGAUUAACCGAUAGCGCAAUUAGCGAUGUUUCCGAAGGAAAGGCUUCAUGCUGCAGCUAAUUUGACACUGUGCAAUUAACAAAAGAUAUCGAAAAGUAUGGUGAGAUCAAUUACAUAGUGCGGUAUAGGUCAAUAUUUAGUUUAAGGUGAAAAUGUAAAAAAUGUCAAUUUAAACUGAACAUAUUUUUUUUAUUUUAAUAUAUGUAUAUUUAUAUAGAAUGAUUUGAGUCUAAUAUUUAUAUUUAAUAUGUAAUAAAAUAAAACAUUUAA